CGGAGAGUAGCAGCAGUAACUUGUCCACUAUGUAAAAUAAUAGGGCUACAACUUUAUUGUUUACAAUGUAUAUGACUCAUGGAUUUUUCUCUCUUAGAGAAUUUCUCUCUGCUCUCUUUUUCCUCUCCUCUCACUCUCCCUUUCUUUCCUGCCUCUCUGCCUGACUCUCUUUCUUCUCCCAGUUGGGUGUGUAAAAUGCAAGGGAAGGAUGAAGCCUUUUUAUAGGCGAAGAAGUUGAUAGCUUCCCGUGAAUUGUGGUUGGCUCUCAAGGGAAGAUGGCAGACAAACUUCAUCAUUAUUUUCUUCUUUUCUUUAUGUGGGUUCCACUACAUUCUUUACAACAAAGAAAACAACAAUAUAAUAAACCAAAUUAAUGACUUAAAAAUAAUACCAGUACCAAUGAAGUCAACACCGACAGUAAUGGCUUCUGAUAUUUAAAAAGACCUGAUUAAGAUGAGAAAACAUCUGAAAGUGGGAAAACGGAAAAUAAAGAAAAAGAAUGAGCAAACAACAUAUUUUAGCUAUUCCUUAUCCAGCACAAGGUCAUGUAAUUCCCUUGAUGGAGUUGUCACAGUGUUUAGCUAAUCAUGGCUUCAAAGUCACAUUUGUGAACACAGAGCACAAUCAUAAGCGAAUCAUGAAUGCUUUGGCUGAUGAAAGUCAUAUAAGCAGGGAUCAUAUCCAUCUAGUUUCGAUUCCAGAUGGCUUAGAACCGUUUGAGGACAGGAAUGAGGCAGGGCGGUUAUCAGAAGCAAUGCAACGAGUCAUGCCUGGGAAGUUGGAGGAGCUGAUAGAGAAGAUCAACCAAGGGGAAGGCCAAAAAAUCACUUGUGUCAUUGCUGAUCAGAUUUCCGGGUGGAUGCUUGAAGUAGUAGAGAAAAUGAAAAUCAGGAGGGUUGCCUUUUAUCCUGCUGCAGCUGCAGUCUUGGCGUUGAAACUUAGUGUACCAAAGUUAAUUCAUGAAGGAAUCAUUAACAAUGAUGCCCCAAAAGGCCAGAUGUUUCAGUUGGCACCAAACAUGCCCAUCAUGAAAACUGAACACUUGUUGUGGUUAUGUAUUGGCGACUUAACCACUCAGAAAAUUAUGUUUCAAGCUAUGGUAAGAAGCAACAAGGCUACGCUAGCCGCAGACUGGCUUCUUUGCAACUCGGCAUACGAUCUAGAACCAGCAGCAUUCACCUUGGCACCUCAGAUUUUACCAAUUGGCCCUCUCUUGGCAAGCAACAGGCUUGGGAAUUCAGCAGGAUACUUCUGGCCACAAGACUUAACUUGCUUAAAUUGGCUGGAUCAACAGCCACCCUGCUCAGUCAUAUAUGUUGCAUUUGGCAGCUUCACAGUUUUUGAUCGAACCCAAUUCCAAGAACUGGCCCUGGCUCUUGAGCUGUCCCAAAGGCCAUUCCUCUGGGUUGUGAGGCCAGAUAUCACUGACAAAACAUCUGAUCCCUACCCAGAAGGAUAUCAAGACCGAGUAGCCUCUCGCAGUCUGAUGGUGGGUUGGGCACCUCAACAAAAGGUUCUAGCUCAUCCUUCCAUUGCUUGCUUCUUAAGCCACUGUGGUUGGAACUCUACAAUAGAAGGUAUAAGCAAUGGGGUUCCUUUCCUGUGCUGGCCAUACUUUGCUGACCAGUUCCUUAAUGAGAGCUACAUUUGUGAUGUUUGGAAGGUGGGGUUGAAGUUCAACAAGAAUGAAAGUGGGAUCAUUACACAAGGAGAAAUCAUGAACAAGUUGGACCAACUGCUUGGUGAUGAAGGUUUCAAAGCAAGAGCUUCUGAACUUAAGGAAUUGGCUAUGACCAGUGUCAAAGAAGGUGGCCAAUCCAACAAGACCUUUAAGAAUUUUAUUGAAUGGAUGAAGUCAUAGGCAAGUGGCCUAUUGACUAAUCUGUUUCAAGAAUUGAUGUGAGGCCGAUGUAUCAGUUGAUAAAAUAAUGCAAUAUACUAUUUUGUAUCAAAUUGUUAGUCGACUAGUUGGAAGAAUCAUAGAACUAUUAGAUAUUCGAUACAACGUAUUUGAAAUGACUAAAUACAA
Messenger RNA from Prunus avium (sweet cherry), 2029 nucleotides. NCBI's taxonomy places the organism in Eukaryota, Viridiplantae, Streptophyta, Magnoliopsida, Rosales, Rosaceae. The record is from RefSeq and is a predicted model, not a curated record.